Molecule: messenger RNA, 1080 nt
Organism: Rosa chinensis
Lineage: Eukaryota; Viridiplantae; Streptophyta; Magnoliopsida; Rosales; Rosaceae
Product: eukaryotic translation initiation factor 5B-like
Exons: 1
Coding region: 1-1080 (359 amino acids)
Source: RefSeq, a predicted model, not a curated record
AUGGCUCGCCCAGCUAAGAAGGAGGUGGAGGCUAAGAAGAAGCCGGUUGUGGUGGAGGUGAAAACCCAAGAGAAGCCCUCACCGCAGCCCUCUCCUGCUCCUCAAAAACCCUUAUCAUCGGCUGCCCUAGCCAAUGCCUUUGAUCUGUUGGAUGAGGACUCUUCAGAUCUCGUCAGCAUCGUCGAUGCGAAAGAAGAUGAUGCUUUUGUAGCAGCAGAGAGAAAGAGGAUCGAGGAGGAGAAGAAGGCAGCGAGGGAAUCCAAGAUUAAGGUCAGGGUGGAGGAGAAGAAGGACGCGAGAGAGGCUAAGAAGAGGGCUAUCCAAGAGAAGAAGGUUUAUGAAGCCUCGAUUCUCAGGUUCCACAGCGCUCGUCCUAAUCUUAGUUUUUCCAGGCCUUCUGCUUUGGCUAGUGAUGGUGUGCAGUCCCAAUUAGCCAAGAACCUGAGCGGGUUGGAGUUGCAGGCGAAGGAGAGUCAAGGUGCUCCUGUGGAACAGGAGGCUGCUAGUGUUGAUGGAAGCAGCAGCAAGAGUUCUGAUGGGAGGAGGAGAGCAAAUGUGAAUGGAAGCUUGCGGCGAAAACAGAAGAAGAAGAAGGUUGAAGGAGAGAAAAAGGAGGGAAAGGAUCAACAGGAAAAGCAAGACAGCAACAAUGGUGCUCCUGUUGUGAAUAGCAACUAUCCUCGUUCUUACACUUUAAAAGAAUAUGAGGAGAAGAAGAAGAGAGAAGAAGAUGAGAAGAACAAAAAAGCCGAUGCCAUCAAUAAUGGGAUGGAUCAUAGACAACAGAGGUUUGACAAUGGUGGGCAGAGGAGGUUUGCCAAUGGUGAACCGAGGAGGUUUAACAAUGGAGGGCAAAGAUUUGAUAAACAGCAAGCCCUUGCAGAAGAAGCUGUUGUAAAAGAAGAUGCUUCAUUUAGCUUGGAGGAUGCUGAUUUUCCGGUUCUUGCAAAACAGGUCCCUGCAGUAAAAGCCCCUGCCGAAGAAGUUAUUGCCGGAAAAGCUGUUGUAGAAAAAGCCCCUACAGGAAAACCUGUUGCAGGUAAAGCUGUGGCAAAAAAAUCUGGUGCAAAGAAAGCCUAA